Messenger RNA from Schistosoma spindalis, 217 nucleotides. NCBI's taxonomy places the organism in Eukaryota, Metazoa, Platyhelminthes, Trematoda, Strigeidida, Schistosomatidae. The record is from the annotation of a GenBank genome assembly.
GAAGAUCCUCUUGAACCUGCACUUAGACUUAUCCCCGGUUUUUUCGGAACAGUGGUUCUGGUCAAUAGUUUUUCAAUAUUUUACGAAGGACCUUCAUUGCUGAAAUUCGAUAGAAUACCUCUUUAUGGAAUAUUUAUAAUUAGCUGUGGUUUAGGUAUUAUCACUGUCCUACUUGUGAAGUUUGUUUGGGUACCUUUGGUUCGUCGACAUAUUUUAA